This is a messenger RNA of Caenorhabditis sp. 36 PRJEB53466, 1018 nucleotides long. The record is from the annotation of a GenBank genome assembly. Lineage: Eukaryota; Metazoa; Nematoda; Chromadorea; Rhabditida; Rhabditidae.
AUGGUGGCGACCGCAUUGGAAGGAGGAGCCGGUGGCGGUGGCGGUGGCGGAGGCGGUGGCGGAGGCGGUGGCGGAGGUGGAGGUGGAGGAGGCGGUGGAGGAGGCGGUGGAGGAGGCGGCGGCGGUGGCGGUUGGGCGGGAAAAGUUGGAUCCGGUUGAUUCGAGUUUUCGCUAGUAGAGAGUGCGGUAGAUGCUUGGAUCUCACAAAGAUUUAUGUAGUUGUCUCCCACUGAAAAGAAGGGAUUCACAGAAUCCACACAUAAAACUCACUCUUAAUCCUUCUAACUUGAUUAUAAAUCGCCGAUCAACAACUUCACGAGGAAUGAGACGAAGGAACGAUGAACUGGGGCCAUAACCAGUUACAAAAAUUCGUGAACUUGAUAUAUUAUUUGUAUAUUUUCACGCUGCUCAUCCUCGAAUUUAUUUCACUUUUUCGUAGCGUUCUCGCUAUCCCUAUCGAUCGUGCGAGUUCUCGAAAAGUGAGCUGAUCUUGAGGCUAAAAAACAUUUUGAAUGGCUUUCAGUGGGCGAUCAAUAUUUGUGUCUGGAUCAGGUCAAAGAUGAGAAGGUCCCUCCGCCAGCUGGAGUCGUCGCUGUUCCGGCUCCACCGCCUCCGCCACCGCCUCCUGCAGCUGGACCGAUCGUCAAAGUUCCCGCUCCACCGCCGGGCAUUCAAAAGGACAGAAGCAAUUCGAAAAUGUACGUAGUUUAUUUUUAAUGCAAGAGAAUCACAGUAUUCUUCCCCUUCAGAGCAUCGGUCGACAAGAAUGCGUCGGUCAGCAAAGUGGAGGCGGCUGAAUCCGGUACUAACGUCAGCGCUCCUCCUGCAAAGAGCAACGCUACUCUGGUUAGCUCUUUUUCAGAAGCUAGAUGAAUUGAUCCGUCCGUUACAGGUUCGCAUCCUCAUCGGCGUCACCAACGUCCUCCUCACCCUCACGUUCAUCUUCUGGUUCCUAACUCUUCUCAGCGGACUGCACUUUGUGGAUGUGUCGUUCAUAAAUAAUAUGUUUACCGGAUGA